AUGGUUGAACCGGUGAACGAUCUCUCGGAGGCGUCGAAGUCUAUUGCGACCUUACAGGCUUUACUCGAUCGCGAUAUGGCAUCGAAUUGCGUAAGGAAUGCUGGUAGUCAUUCGAGAAAUUUGUUGAGAGUGAAGCGUGAGCUUGACAUGGUUUGGGUGCUCUUCGAGCAAAUACUCAUUGCAGAGGGCAAUUCCCUUAAAGAUCCAGCUUCCAAGGCGUAUGCACAGGUAUUUGCUCCCCAUCAUGGUUGGGCAAUCAGAAAAGCUGUUGCUGCAAGGAUAAUUGAAAGAACUAAUAAGAAGGCCAGAGUCCUAUGGAAUAGUAUGGUGCUCUCAUUGUUAUGGUCUCUGUGGAUGGAACGGAAUGGCAUAAUUUUUUAG
Molecule: messenger RNA, 381 nt
Organism: Morus notabilis
Lineage: Eukaryota; Viridiplantae; Streptophyta; Magnoliopsida; Rosales; Moraceae
Product: accelerated cell death 11-like
Exons: 4
Coding region: 1-381 (126 amino acids)
Biological process (GO): ceramide transport; intermembrane lipid transfer
Cellular component (GO): cytosol; cytoplasm; membrane
Molecular function (GO): ceramide 1-phosphate binding; ceramide 1-phosphate transfer activity
Source: RefSeq, a predicted model, not a curated record